Molecule: messenger RNA, 865 nt
Organism: Macrobrachium nipponense
Lineage: Eukaryota; Metazoa; Arthropoda; Malacostraca; Decapoda; Palaemonidae
Exons: 6
Coding region: 109-786 (225 amino acids)
Source: RefSeq, a predicted model, not a curated record
CGCCCACUCUCCGCAGGACAGGACAGAACUAGCAGAGCCUCCUCUGAGAUCGCUUUUAAGACUCCUCAGUAAGACUUUCGGGACACCACAUCAAGGGCAAACGACAACAUGAAGAUCUUCCUGGCUACCUUGGCGAUCUUUUUCGUUAUUGCCUCGACCAAUGCCCAGGGCAUGGGCGACAUGCAGCAGCAGGACGAAUCGCCCAAGACCGUGGCGAGAGAGAUCUACAAGUCGGUCAGGGAGUUCUUGGAAGGCAACGACUACGUCGAGUUCCCCGUCCAGAAGCUGGUGAAGAUGCUCGCUGGCUCCAGCAAGUUCCUCGUCGACAAACUCCCUGACUUGAACAGCACUAAGAUUUCGCUCGAAAUCUACCUGCCCAGCUGCGGCUACAGCAACUGCGAAACCGAUGCCCCUAAAUGCAGCAGAGGCUUCGUACCCGAGGAAGCAUUCCAAUUGUACAAAGCUUGCUUCCCCGGUGUUAUUGCCGCAUACUUCAAUGGGGAAAGUCCACAGGCAAAAAUGACGGAGUGUGUGAUGACUCAAAUGGGAUUAACCUACGAUCCAUUCGACAACCAUGGCAACCUCAAAGCUAUGGUAGGAAUGACUCUGGACAGGAGCCCGGAACUGACCGCUCAAGCAAUAACCGCCGUGAAGACGGCAGUCACCGGCCAAGGAUGCAAAAUCCCACAGGACGGCUAUUGCGUCUUCGAAAUGAUGAAACUUCACGCGUGCCUCAUGAACACCUGCGUCAGCGCCAUGUACAGUUCCAACGCGUCAUUGGUAUAAACAUGAACGAGACAUGAACCAGACUCCCAAGAAUACAAAAUCACCAGUGGCCGGCACAACUUGGACCAAAAAAAAUAAA